AUGACGUGUUUUACGGUAUCUUCACCAAGCGUCAUACCUUGCUGGGAGCGAAGCAUCGACGAUAGAGGCAGUGGCUCCUUUGUAGUUGUCGUUAUCCUUCUACAAAGUUCGAUUCCCAUCGACAGUGAUUCGUAUUGGCGUAAUCCUUGUUACGAACUGAAUUCAGAGGCUCGGGUUUCGUUUUUGCAAGCUGCCUUGACAUGCUGUGGUCCGGAUUCAGAUAUUAAUGAUUUAGCGUUUGUCCCUGAUGAGAGGCGAAUGACGUACUACGCAGUCGCUUUGUUUGCGCUUCGAAUCAAUGCCAAACAUUAUUCGGAAGCUUCAGCAGUUCUGCCAAAACGUGCUCAUACUGGUUAUGACUAUUGUGGUACUUACUAUCGUUUCAAGUGA
This is a messenger RNA of Angiostrongylus costaricensis, 390 nucleotides long. Lineage: Eukaryota; Metazoa; Nematoda; Chromadorea; Rhabditida; Metastrongylidae. The record is from the annotation of a GenBank genome assembly.